AUGUCAGAUAUCUCCAGACUAAGCGCACGAUCCUCUCAGGAGAGUCUUCGCAGCACCUCAUCAACCCCAUCGAUUCAAUCGAUUCAAUCAGAACCUGAGAAACUCGCGCCAGCAGUUGAUGGACCCAUGGUCUGGAAAGGAGCUGAGCUCGACCCGACCAAGUAUGUUCUCGACCUCCAAGAGCAUGAGAUUGCAGAAAUAAGGACCGCUAUUGUCUCCUUCAAGCUAUCCAGCCUCCCUCGUAGCUCGAUCGAUGCGACCACCUUUCCCUUAUCUAAGCAGUUAGCCGACAAGUUGUCUUCAGUCAGCGACGAAGUCCACAAAGGGCGUGGCGUAGCCGUUGUGCGGGGGCUUGAUACUGCAAAGCUCAAUGAUGAAGAGGCAGUUAUUGCCUUCGUUGGCGUUUCUUCAUACGUAUGUCCUAGCCGUGCUACGGACUCGUAUGCGAAUCAGACACUAAUUCUUCAAUCUUCUCUUGUCACAAAUCUGACGUCCUUAACAGGCCACAUCCGAGACGCAACCCAUGACGCUGUCCCCGAGUGGGCGCAGGAUCUUGGACUUGCGGGGUCGAAGUUGCCAGUCGCAAUGGAAUUUCAUUCUGAUCGGUUCUCUGGAGAUGUCCUCGCACUCCACGUGAGGAACGACGGAGGCGCUGACAGCGGCGGAGAGCAGUACGUUGCCAGCUUCUGGAAGGUAUACAAUGAGCUGUUGGGAACCGAGCCUGCAGUCCUAGAGACCAUGGCGGCGGCUGACUGGCCAUUCGAACUGAAACAACAAAACAAGUCCCCUUACCUUGAACUCGGACCAACCCUUUUCUUUGCCCAGGGCAAGCCACUUUGCCAACUUGUCAAGGCCCCACUUCUCGGAAGCCCUCGUAUCCCACGUUCAAGUGAAAUGCCAUCCCUUACCAAGGAACAACUCCACGCUUUGGAGGUUGUCGAAGGCUUGGCUCGCCGGUUUAGUACAAGGUUGGACCGCCGUAUCGGAGACCUCCAAUACAUCAACAACCUGAGCAUAAUGCAUGCCCGCUCCGCAUAUAGUGCCAGGGCGAGUCCCCCGCACGAUGGCCGACACCUCCUUCGCAUGUUCCUCCGAGACCCGAGGAACAUGUGGGCCAAACCAAGCAGUUUCAGCACCAAUUUUGAUGACCCUUUCGCCGAAGGAAGGGAGCAGAACAUCUCCAUCUUGGACCUUGACCCGUGGCGCAAGAUCAGCGGACGUGAGAGCCACGGCUAA
This is a messenger RNA of Lindgomyces ingoldianus, 1236 nucleotides long. Its product is annotated as Clavaminate synthase-like protein. The coding region runs from base 1 to 1236 and encodes 411 amino acids. The transcript has 5 exons. Gene Ontology annotation, molecular function: oxidoreductase activity. The record is from RefSeq and is a predicted model, not a curated record. Lineage: Eukaryota; Fungi; Ascomycota; Dothideomycetes; Pleosporales; Lindgomycetaceae.